CCAAAUUGGAUUUUAAACGUCAUAAAAUAAGUUGUCAAAUAUAUGAAGCAUGUGUUUGUUUAUUAAAUAUAACCUAGAAAAUUAACUCAAAAUGAGUAUAGUUAAUUUUAGUAAAAGCUUUAUUCCCUGCAUUAAAAAUACAAAAUUUCUCAGUACUUUACCUAGUCCCCAUGUUUUUGAUGUAGUGGUUAUUGGUGGUGGACAUGCUGGUACAGAAGCUUGCUCGGCUGCUGCUCGAAUGGGGGCUGAUACCCUUUUAAUUACACACAAAAAGGAAACUAUUGGUGAAAUGUCUUGUAACCCUUCAUUUGGUGGUAUUGGAAAAGGGCAUUUAAUGAAAGAAGUUGAUGCUUUAGAUGGGGUAUGUGGACGAAUUUGUGACAAAUCUGGCGUUCAAUACAAGGUAUUGAAUCGAAGAAAAGGUCCAGCUGUGUGGGGAUUAAGAGCACAAAUCGAUAGGAAAUUAUAUAAGCAUCAUUUACAGAAAGAUUUAUUUGAAAAUACCCCAAAUUUAAAAAUUAUUGAAGCGCCUGUUGAAGAUUUGUAUGUUGAGGGACUCUCAGAUUCAUGUUCAAAAUGCUGUGGAGUUAUUUUAAUUAAUGGAACGAAAAUAUUAAGUAAAACUGUAGUGAUUACAACGGGUACAUUCUUGAAAGGACAAAUUAAUAUUGGAUUAGAUGUUCGACCAGCGGGUAGAAUUGGCGAUGCACCGUCUAUUGGAUUGGCUAAUACGUUGUCUAGUAUUGGUUUUCGAAUGGGACGAUUAAAAACUGGUACACCACCUCGUUUAAAAUCGGAUAAAAUUAAUUUUAAUGUAUGCGAAAAACACUUAGGAGACGAAUAUCCAAUACCAUUUUCGUUUUUAAAUAAAGAAGUUUGGAUAAAGCCAGAAGAUCAACUUCCAUGUUUCAUGACACGAACAAACAGUCAAGUUGAAAAUAUAGUUUUAUCAAAUUUACACUUGAAUCGUCACGUUAUGGAAGAGAUCAAUGGUCCUAGAUACUGCCCGUCAAUUGAAUCAAAAGUUCUCCGUUUUCGUGGUAGAGAACAUCCCAUAUGGCUUGAACCUGAAGGAUUGGAUAGUGACGUAAUUUACCCUAAUGGAAUUUCAUGUACAUUGCCCGAAGAAUUACAAGUACAACUAGUGAGAUCCAUUAAUGGCUUAGAAAAUGUUGAAAUACUUCGACCAGGUUAUGGCGUUGAGUAUGAUUAUGUGGAUCCUCGCGAAUUACGACCAACGCUAGAAACUAAAAGAGUAUCAGGUUUAUUUUUAGCAGGGCAAAUUAAUGGUACAACAGGCUAUGAAGAAGCUGCAGCGCAAGGAAUUGUAGCCGGUGCUAAUGCAGGAGCAAAAGCAUUAAAUAAAUCACCAUUAAUUAUAAAUCGGACUCAAGGCUAUAUUGGAGUUUUAAUUGAUGAUUUAACAACACAAGGUACAAAUGAACCGUAUCGAAUGUUUACAAGUCGUGCAGAAUUUCGUCUUAGCUUACGACCUGAUAAUGCUGAUUUAAGAUUAACUGAAAAUGGAUUUAAUGUGGGUUGUGUUAGUAAAAAACGUAUGGAUUUAAUGGAAGAAGUUAAAGUAAAAUUAGAAAAUGGUAAAGAUUUGUUAAAAGGUAUUCAAAUGUCGACGAAUCAUUGGAGGGACUUAUUAAAUUUGUCACAAUCAAAAAAUACUCUUCAAAAAACUGCUUUUGAAAUGGUAUCAAUUCCUGCUGACAACGUAACAAUUGAAAAAUUAUACAAGGCAUUAAAGCUACCAGAAUUACAACAAUUUGCCGAAGAUAAAUCACUUGCAACCAGACUUGAAAUUGAAGCUUCAUAUGAGCAUGCAUCAACCAUACAAGCUAAAGAAGUUGAAGAAAUUCGGCGUGAUGAACAGCUGAUUAUUCCUGAGAAUUUGGAUUAUGCCGAUCAUUCGUUUAAUUUAUCGAUUGAAGAAAAAGAGAAAUUAUUACAAAUUCAACCUCAAACGAUAGCAGCUGCGAGUCGAAUUCCAGGUGUAACUCCUUCAACGGUAUUACGUUUAUUAAAAUAUGUCAAACAAAAAAAUGCGUUGAAUGCUGUAAACUGUUAAAUGAAAGUUUUAUUUUCAAAUAAAAUAUUUAUUUGUUA
Molecule: messenger RNA, 2115 nt
Organism: Chrysoperla carnea
Lineage: Eukaryota; Metazoa; Arthropoda; Insecta; Neuroptera; Chrysopidae
Product: protein MTO1 homolog, mitochondrial
Exons: 8
Coding region: 92-2077 (661 amino acids)
Biological process (GO): tRNA wobble uridine modification; tRNA methylation
Cellular component (GO): cytosol
Molecular function (GO): flavin adenine dinucleotide binding
Source: RefSeq, a predicted model, not a curated record